This is a messenger RNA of Closterium sp. NIES-67, 1016 nucleotides long. The record is from the annotation of a GenBank genome assembly. Lineage: Eukaryota; Viridiplantae; Streptophyta; Zygnematophyceae; Desmidiales; Closteriaceae.
UCGCAUCUUCCGUUUUGCCCCACGCGCCUCACAAAACUGACCAGCCUGCAGCAGUCGAAGCCAUAUCCUCAGCUCCUAAUCCCAGGCCCAAGCAACAGUCGUGGUUCCGGUUAUGGCUAGAGUACGGCAAGUGUAGCGUGCCGUGUUGCCAGUCUCAGUAGCCUGUAAGAGCGGGAUUUACGCGGGUAGCGAUACGACCGGCGUUCACGGCGAGGCGAGGGUCGCGUCAAUGUCGGGGUGGGAGGGCGAGGAGGCGGCGGGCGGGCGCGCGUGCUACUUCCAUCGCGACCUGAAGCGCAGUAGCUACGGCGGCGACGUGAGCUGCCUGCAGGAGUACCUUCGCUCCGAGGGAUUUCUCUACGAGGAGCCGUCGGGGUACUUCGGCACGGCAACUGAGGAGGCCGUCAUUAAAUGGCAGACAACGAACUCGCUGGUGCCAGCGCGGGGCAUUCUGGGGUACUCGUCGCGAGUGGCGUACGCCAGGAAGCACGGGCUGCCCACCACGGAGCAGCUCAGAGCCAUGGAGAAGGCUGCCGAGGGCUGUGAGGUGCGGCGGUGCAUAGAGGUUGACUCGCACAAGAAAAACGGCAUGGAGCUCUGGGAGCGAUGCCUAGCGCGGACAAGAAGGCGGAGGUGAUUGAGUUCUGUUGUGAGCUGGUGGGAAACCAGGAGAUUUUCCGCACCAAGCGGUGCAAGGAGGAUGCUUCCUUCUCUGAUCGCAUGCACCUCUGCAGUGAAGCAUGCCAAAUGGCAGUCAGUGAGGCAUGUGAUAAGGCUUUCCCCACAAGCCAAAAUAGUGACUACAAGAAGUGCCUCAGCCUGAUUCCAAGAAAUUGCCUCGACGCGUGUCGCAACAUUCUCAAGCCGAAAGACAAAUGACAUGCCUAAUCGCUCGCACUAGGUUUAGUCUAACCCAUUGUAGCGAAUUGCCUUAGCAUCAUUUCUGUAGGCUUGUUUGCACGGAUUCGCAUUGAAAUGCAUUUCUAGUUUACAUCUAGAACUAGCUUUGUGUAGGU